CAUUACCUUCAGAACAGAUAAGGCGCCCCACCCGUCAGUCUCACGGUUUCUGCUUUCCACAUCCGCCGCGGCCAUGGCGCUCGUCACCGUCCACGCGCGCCUCGCCGCCGCCGCCUCCUCCGCCUCGCCGCCGCUUCGCUCCGCCGCCUCCUGCACCCGCCUCCGUGCCCUCAGUACAGUCACCGGAACCCGCCUCAGCAUUCGGCACCAACAGCGCCGGCGCUGGCGGCGGCCGAGGCGCGCCGCCGCCAUCGCCGCGUCGCUCGACCUCAACGAGGACAACGUCCGCCUCGCCAUCGACGAAGCCAAGGCCGAGCUGGGUCAGCUGUUCGACACAUCGGUGGGAAUCACAGGGCAAGUUGAUCUCGCGGAGCUGGACGGGCCGUUCGUGAAGCUCCGGCUCAAGGGCAAGUUCUGGCACACCCGCGCCACCGUGCUCGCGCGGAUCGGCAACUACCUCAAGAACCGCAUCCCGGAAAUCUUGGAAGUGGAGAUAGAAGAUGAGAAGCAGCUUGAUGAUAGCCCUGCAGCCUUCUGAGUGGCAUUCACCAGUCAAUGGCUCCCUCCAAUGCACAUUGCACAAACCUGAAUUUCUGAAGUUAAGCUGAAGAACCAAGUCUGCUGGAAUGCACUAUCCUACAUUCCUACCUUACUUUUCUGGUCAACAUCGCACAAAUUCAGGGAUCUCCAAUUCCCCUACAUUUUGAUUGUGGAGAUGCGUAUGAUUUGAGACUAUUCUAUUUUACUAGCACUCACGAGUCGCAAGAACCUGAAAACUGUACUGACGGGACCUACUUACGGAGAGGUUUAUUAGACGCUUUUCCUGAUUCUGAGCUUGUUGGUAUCACCUUUAUGUGUAUUUAUUUAAAAAAAGGGUGUAGCAAUGAUGUGCUGCUAUUCUGAGUACUAUAUUUGUGUUCACUCUUUCGAAUGAUGUUUACUCCAUCCGUCCCAAAAUAUAGCAACCUUGAACUGGAUGGAA
Oryza sativa Japonica Group (Japanese rice) is the source of this 982-nucleotide messenger RNA. RefSeq lists its product as uncharacterized. Lineage: Eukaryota; Viridiplantae; Streptophyta; Magnoliopsida; Poales; Poaceae. The record is from RefSeq and is a predicted model, not a curated record.